Plasmodium gonderi is the source of this 1050-nucleotide messenger RNA. RefSeq names its product conserved Plasmodium protein, unknown function. The record is from RefSeq and is a predicted model, not a curated record. The transcript has 5 exons. Gene Ontology annotation, molecular function: protein binding. The coding region runs from base 1 to 1050 and encodes 349 amino acids. Lineage: Eukaryota; Apicomplexa; Aconoidasida; Haemosporida; Plasmodiidae.
AUGGAUGAAGCGGGGGAGGAAGCUGUACCUGGAAUGCCAAAGCUUAUGACGUAUAAGGAUGUGAAAAAAAUAUGCAAAGAGAACAACCUAUAUGAAACGGAUGAGCUUAAUGAAGUCUUAUACCUCCACAUGAAAGGGUUUCACAACAUCGAUGGUUUAUCUCCUUUUAAGAAUUUGAAGUGCUUGUUUCUGAACAACAACUGCAUAAAGAAAAUCGACAACCUUGGUGGGCUCGUGAACUUGAAGGCCUUGUACCUCCAAAACAACAACAUCAGCUCGAUCGAAAAUAUCGAAUGUAAUUCCUUAGUAAUUUUGAACUUGUCGAACAACAAAAUAAAAAGGAUAUGCAACUUGGAACAUCUCAAACUGCUUCAAACUUUGAACGUAUCCAACAAUUUGAUUGAAGACAUCGAGGACAUAAAAGAAAUUUGUAAACUCGAAAAUCUCUCCCAUCUGGACCUCUCGAACAACCAGUUAAACGUUAAUAAUGACAUAAUAGAUGUUUCAAAAUUGCAGUAUUUUAUACAUAAAUUAAAAUAUGACUGUUCAGGUGAAAGUUCUAAUUUGAGUGAAGAUAUGAGCGAAAAAAAACUUAAUGAGGUUAACCAGUUUGAUGAAUUUUUGCACUUACGAAACAACUUCCAUGAGGAAGUAAACAAAGAGGAAACUUCGCAAUAUGUGAAAUAUCAUCAAAAUAUAGAAUCCAUGGACCAUGCCACUAAAAAGAAAAUUUUAUUUUUAUGUGAAUUCAUCGUUUUGUUAAGAAAAAUAAAAAAUCUAAAAACUUUGCUGGUUAAGAAUAAUCCAUUCGUUAGCAAAAUUAGACAUGCCUCCAAAUAUUUGGUAGCAAACAUCCCAAAUUUAAUAUUUCUAGACGAUAAAAAAAUAAAGAAAGAAGACAUAUGUCUUGCAAGAAUAUUUUUAAAAAAGGGAUCUACAGAAGAAAUGGAACUCAAAAAAAUAUUCGAGAAAAGGAAAAUGGAAAAGUACAAAAAUCUGUCGAAAAAGUUCCAUUCCUAUCUGCUCACUAAACAGGAAGGAGGGGAUUAA